AUGGGAGCGGGCCGGCUCGGCGCGCCCAUGGAGCGCCACUGGGGGGUCUCCGCCUCGUCGGUCCGGGAGCCGGCGCCCGGCGGCCCCGAUGGGCGGCGGCGGGAGCCACUGCGGCGCCGGGCGAACAGCGCGUCGGCUCCCGCCGUCGGGGCCUCGGCUUCGGCGGAGGGCGUAAGGCGGGACCGGCCCGGCUCUUACAGCGGCGCUACGUCGGCCUCCCGUCAGCGCGUCGAAAGCCUCAGGAAGAAGCGGCCGCUUUUUCCUUGGUUUGGCUUGGAUAUUGGUGGGACCCUGGUCAAGCUGGUUUAUUUUGAACCCAAAGACAUCACUGCUGAAGAAGAAGAGGAAGAAGUGGAAAGUCUUAAAAGCAUUCGAAAGUACCUGACCUCCAAUGUGGCUUAUGGGUCCACGGGUAUUCGGGACGUGCACCUGGAGCUGAAGGAUCUGACUCUGUGUGGACGCAAAGGCAAUCUGCACUUUAUACGCUUUCCCACUCAUGACAUGCCUGCUUUUAUUCAAAUGGGCAGAGAUAAAAACUUCUCGAGUCUCCACACUGUCUUUUGUGCCACUGGAGGUGGAGCGUACAAAUUUGAGCAGGAUUUUCUCACAAUAGGUGAUCUUCAGCUUUGCAAACUUGAUGAACUAGAUUGCUUAAUAAAAGGAAUUUUAUACAUUGACUCAGUUGGAUUCAAUGGACGGUCACAGUGCUAUUACUUUGAAAACCCUGCUGAUUCCGAAAAAUGUCAGAAGUUACCAUUUGAUUUGAGAAAUCCAUACCCUCUGCUCCUGGUGAACAUUGGCUCUGGAGUUAGCAUCUUAGCAGUAUAUUCCAAAGAUAAUUAUAAGCGGGUCACAGGUACCAGUCUUGGAGGAGGAACUUUUUUUGGUCUUUGCUGUCUUCUUACUGGCUGUACCACAUUUGAAGAAGCUCUUGAAAUGGCAUCACGUGGAGAUAGCACCAAAGUGGAUAAACUAGUACGAGACAUUUAUGGAGGGGACUACGAGAGGUUUGGACUGCCAGGCUGGGCUGUGGCUUCAAGCUUUGGAAACAUGAUGAGCAAGGAGAAGCGAGAAGCUGUGAGUAAAGAGGACCUUGCCAGAGCGACUUUGAUCACCAUCACCAACAACAUUGGCUCAAUAGCAAGAAUGUGUGCCCUUAAUGAAAACAUUAACCAGGUGGUAUUUGUUGGAAAUUUCUUGAGAAUUAAUACGAUCGCCAUGCGGCUUUUGGCAUAUGCUUUGGAUUAUUGGUCCAAGGGACAGUUGAAAGCACUUUUUUCGGAACAUGAGCCUGUUGGCUCUGUUUGUCUCUGUGUUUUCCAUUUACAUUCGUGCCUCUGGCUCUAAUGUCGAUCUCUGUACUUCUGGAACUCUGAUUAUUUUAGGUUCUCUGAGUCAUGAAAUAUUCUCCUGUCUGCACACUGAAGUCAGUGUGUCUACUGUUGUGAAAGCUUUGUAUAGAUUCUUCUCAAGCCUUUCUCUUUCAUUGUUUACUGUUCUCAUCUUACACUUCUUGGCUUGUAACAACCUCUGUCUUUUACUAGAUAGUAGCUUUUGGGUCUUCAGUGGAACUCACUAUAAUGGUUAACUUUAUCCCUUCUUCUUUUGUUGUAAAAUAAAACACAGAUAGAGAAAACCACUUUAUAUGUAAAGCUAACUGUUACAAAGUGAACACCCUUGGGACUUCCUUGGCGGUCCAGCAGUUAAAGCGGUGUGCUUCCACUGCAGGGGGCGUAGGUUCCAUCCCUGGUCAGGGAACUAAGUUCCUGCGUGCUGCGGCCAAAAAAAUUAAAAAAAUAAAAUAAAAUAAAUAAAGUGAACACCCUUGAAUUCUGUCCUCUGGCUGUAAUUGUGGGUUUCUGAGUGUGGCUGAGUCUUGCUCAGUUGUGUCCCUUCUACAGUUUCUGACUUUCUCUCAUAAUACAUUCAUGUGGCUGCUUACUUAUUUAUUUUUUAUUAUUUUUAAUAUUUAUUUACUUGGCUGCGUCAGGUCUUAGUUGCGGCAAACGGGAUCUUCGUUGUGGCAUGCGGUAUCUUUCUUUUUGGCAUGCGGGCUGUUUGUUGCAGUGCGCAGGCUUUUCUAGUUGAGGUGUGCGGGCGAGUGCAUGGGCUCUGUAGUUGUGGCGCACGGGCUUAGUUGCCCUGCGGCAUGUGGGAUCUUAGUUCCCUGACCAGGGAUUGAACCUGUGUUCCCUGUAUCGGAAGGCAGAUGCUUAACCACUGGACCACUGGGGAAGUCCCCGUGGCUGCUUAUUUUUAAAGCCAAAAAAGAGUGAAAGGGCAGGCCUCUCUGUUGUGUGGCCACAUGUUCUUUGGAGAAGCUUUUCUUGGAAAAUAGACUAAACCUUAGUUAUUUAUAUUUCAGAGACUUCUCAUAUGUUCUUUUUUUUUAAAAAAAAUAUUUAUUUAUGGCUGAGUUGGGUCUUCGUUAUAGUGCGUGGGCUUCUUAUUUUGGUGGCUUCUCUUGUUGCGGAGCACGGGCUCUAGAGUGCAGGUUCAGUAGUUGUAGCGCACUGGCUUAGUUGCUCCGCAGCAUGUGGGAUCUUCCGGACCAGGACUCGAACCCGUGUCCCCUGCAUUGGCAGGCAGAUUCUUAACCACUGUGCCACCAGGGAAGUCCCUCAUAUGUUCUUCUAAUCCAUAGCAGGUCUUCCAGGAUCUUCCCAUAUUCCUUUUUCAGUCACUUCUUUCUUUCUUACAGUACUUUACUAUCUGAUUGCAUCCUUUGGAGACCUUGAUGGAUUCUGUAUCGUUGUACGAUUAUUCUCUGAUUCCUGCUGA
Molecule: messenger RNA, 2781 nt
Organism: Orcinus orca (killer whale)
Lineage: Eukaryota; Metazoa; Chordata; Mammalia; Artiodactyla; Delphinidae
Gene: PANK2
Product: pantothenate kinase 2
Exons: 7
Coding region: 1-1347 (448 amino acids)
Biological process (GO): coenzyme A biosynthetic process
Cellular component (GO): nucleus; cytosol
Molecular function (GO): ATP binding; pantothenate kinase activity
Source: RefSeq, a predicted model, not a curated record